This is a messenger RNA of Odobenus rosmarus divergens (Pacific walrus), 1447 nucleotides long. It is a transcript of the gene C1QTNF7, whose product is annotated as C1q and tumor necrosis factor related protein 7. Lineage: Eukaryota; Metazoa; Chordata; Mammalia; Carnivora; Odobenidae. Gene Ontology annotation, molecular function: protein binding. The coding region runs from base 205 to 1095 and encodes 296 amino acids. The transcript has 3 exons. The record is from RefSeq and is a predicted model, not a curated record.
CAACAGCAUGAGCUCCAAGCUUCAAACACAUUCUUAUGCUCAGAAGAGCACUUUAUUUUUUGUCGAGUUAUUUUUUGUAUUGUUUUGAAGCAGCUUCGAUUAAGACGCACAUAUUUCUCCUUUAAAUUUUUUAAUGGUUUCUAAAUUCAUGGGACAACCAAAGCAAAGAAGCCUCAUGUUUUGGGGGAAAUUUUGACAUCAGCAAUGCCUAGAAAAGAGCCAAAGAUGUUUAUCUUGCUCUAUGUUACAAGUUUUGCCAUUUGUGCCAGUGGACAGCCUCGGGGUAAUCAGUUCAAAGGAGAGAGCUACUCCCCAAGAUAUAUCUGUAGCAUCCCUGGCUUACCUGGACCUCCAGGACCCCCUGGAGCAAAUGGUUCCCCGGGGCCCCAUGGUCGGAUCGGCCUUCCAGGACGAGAUGGUAGAGACGGCAGGAAAGGAGAGAAAGGUGAAAAGGGGGCUGCAGGUUUGAGAGGCAAGACUGGACCCCUGGGCCUUGCUGGAGAGAAGGGGGACCAAGGAGAGACUGGGAAGAAAGGACCCAUAGGACCAGAGGGAGAAAAAGGAGAAGUCGGUCCAGUCGGGCCUCCUGGCGCGAAGGGGGACAGAGGAGAGCAAGGGGACCCAGGGCUGCCCGGAGUCUGUAGGUGUGGACGCAUUGUACUCAAAUCUGCCUUUUCUGUUGGCAUCACGACCAGCUACCCAGAAGAAAGGCUACCAAUUAUAUUUAACAAGGUCCUCUUCAAUGAGGGAGAGCAUUACAACCCUGCGACAGGGAAGUUCAUCUGUGCCUUCCCAGGGAUCUAUUACUUUUCUUAUGAUAUCACAUUGGCAAACAAGCAUCUGGCAAUCGGGCUGGUCCACAAUGGGCAGUACCGGAUAAAGACCUUCGACGCCAACACAGGGAACCAUGACGUGGCUUCGGGGUCCACGGUCAUCUACCUGCAGCCAGAAGAUGAAGUCUGGCUGGAGAUCUUCUUCACUGACCAGAAUGGCCUCUUCUCAGACCCAGGCUGGGCAGACAGCUUGUUCUCUGGAUUUCUCCUAUAUGUUGACACAGAUUAUCUAGAUGCCAUAUCAGAAGAUGACGAGCUGUGAUCUGGACUCAUGUCCUGAAUGUUCCAAGAUUCUUGUGGCAGACGCUUUGAUUUAAUCUGGGGCCCUGGAAGGUGGAGCAAGCAGAAACGAGAUCCAAAGAGACUCCCACUCAGAUUCCAAAGCUCUUACAGAGAACUCUAGCAGCAUCUAUUAAAACAAGAUGAACCACCAAAUGGUUGAAACCACACCAAAAUGAAUUCUACAAAACAAUAACCCCAGAUAAGAAUCCUCUCGAAAGCAAUGUUCAUAAAUAUUUAAACAAAUUAAAGACAAUGUUAACAAAUUUUCUAUUAAACUCCCUGAGUGAUAAAAUCAGCUGGCAAUGAUAUUGUCUCAUUAAAUCUUCAUAAAA